Molecule: messenger RNA, 4305 nt
Organism: Bubalus bubalis (water buffalo)
Lineage: Eukaryota; Metazoa; Chordata; Mammalia; Artiodactyla; Bovidae
Gene: CEP295NL
Product: CEP295 N-terminal like
Exons: 3
Coding region: 2585-4261 (558 amino acids)
Biological process (GO): regulation of centriole replication
Cellular component (GO): centriole; cytosol; centrosome
Source: RefSeq, a predicted model, not a curated record
GACAAAUAUCAGAGGAUGUCAUUUAUAUGUGAAGUCUAAAAUAUGAUACAAAUGAACUUAUUUACAAAGCAGAAACAGACUCACAGACGUAGAAUGCAAACAUGGAUGCCAAAGGGGAAAGUGGGUGGAAGGAUAUAUUAUAUAAACCACUAAAUGUAAAGCAAAGUCCUAUUGUAGAGCCCAGGGAUAUAGUCAACAUUCUGUAAUAAAUCAUAAUGAAAAAACAUAUGUAUAGUUUAAUCACUUUUCUGUACACCAGAAACUAGCACAAUAUUGUAAGUCAACUAUAAGAAAAAGAAAGGGAGAAAAGAAGUCUCCCCUUUGGUCAAGCAACUCUAAAUCUAGAAAUUUUUCUGCAGAAAAUAAUAAAGGAUGUGUGGUAGCAUCUCAUCACAAGGGUGCUCGCCUCCAUCUUGUUUAUCUCAGUGUUAGAUACAUCAUAGCCGCAGAUGCUCUGCAGGACCAAAGGUUGCAGAUUUUUUUUUUUUUUUUGGCCAAGCUGAGCAGCAUGUGGGAUCUUAGUUCCCUACCGGGGAUAGAACUUGCGCCCCCUGCAGUAGAAGCAUGGAGUCUUAAACUCUGGAGUCCUCCUCAAGGACUUCUUACUGAAUUGUAAAAUGUUCAGAUAAAGGAGAAGGAAUUAGACUUGCUUCUGAAAUAUGGUUUUCUAAUUUUUCUGUGUUGAACUUGAAUGACAUGUGUUGUUUUUAAAAGAGUUUGCUGAAGGAUGGGUCUGAUUGUGGGCAACAGUGGGAUGGGGCCCAGACUUUUAAAGCUGGUUUGGUCCAUGUUCAGCGAUGGGCCCCAUGAAGAAGGGCCCGCUGAGCAGAGCAGGAUCAUGCAGAGGAUGGGAACCAUGUUCUCGGAAUCACUAAGCUGGUGUCGGGAGAGCCUGGGCUUGGGAGAAAUGCCUUCAAUGAGGAUCAUCUGGAAGAGGUGGCAGCGGUGGCUGUGCUGGGACAUUCUGGAAUGCCAUCAAAGGCCCCACAGGCUGUAGGUUUUGGUCCCCCUGACCCCACUCCAAACUUGUCCCAUGCUGAAGGUCAGUGUCGAUGACCUUGCUGAGAAGAGGCUAAGAGACUGGGGGCUGAGUAUGCUCUGGGGAAGGAGAAAUAGACAUAAGAUUUUGUAUCUAGGGGGCCUGGAAGAGGGGCCCAGAGAGUGGGUGGUGGGGGGGCUCCCACCACGUGCCGGGUCAGGGACCAGAUGACCUCUCCAGAGCCCUUCCAGCCCCACACAAAAGAGUUUCGUCCUUGGAUCCGCUCUGCCUCCAAGAUUCCAAGUUCCUGCUAUUGACUUUGUCAAGAAACCAAACCCUGUGAUCGGUUGCUUUAACAUCUCGGGACCAAUAUCACGUCCUCCAAACUAAAUUUCUCAAUUGUCAUAUUUGUGGCGAGUGCCCUUAGUCCUAGCCGAGGUCAGGCUUGUAUGAUUUCUUAAUUUGGGUGCUCAGUGGGGGCCCCAGGCCAGCAUUCCCUCCCCCCACCUCCAGUCAGCUCGGCUCAGCAGUGGACCCUGGAGGGGCAAACGCCCCCAACCUGAGUGGGACCAGACGCCGUCCCUGUGGAAGGAGGGGUGGCCAGCGUCGUCAGGGAGCUGACCCUGAGGUGCCACAGCUCAGAAGAGAGGCGCCCUGACGAGGACCACUGUGACCGUGCUGCCAAGCUGGAACGGGAAGGGUUUUCUCCCUGCCAGGCCGUCUUUAAACAUCGAAAGCACGCAAGCGCGCUCUCAACAGGCAUCUUCAUGGUGCCCCUCUGCCAUCCCUCUGCUCAUUGCCAUCCCUCUGCCCGUUACUGGGCACUUCCCAGGUGGCGCUGUUAGCAAAAAACCCUCCUGCCAGUGCAGGUAGACAUAAUAGACAUGGGUUCAAUCCCUAGUUUGGGACGAUCCCCUGGAGAAGGAAGUGGCAACCCUCUCCAGUAUUCUUGCCUGGAGAAUCCCAUGGACAGAGGAGCCUGGCAGGCUACAUUCCAUAUAGGGUUGCAAAACGAGUCAGACACAACUAAAGUGACUUAGCGUGCACGCAUGCUGCUCAUCGCCCCAGCUGUUUAAGCCAAAUCUUCUGUGAUCAGUGGACCCAGAACCGGUGUGCUGACACAUGCUCGCCCUCUGGCUGGCCCGUCACUAUCCCUGACUUCACCCCUGCUCUGAUGUCACAGCACAGCAGCUCUGUUGUUUCCGUGGCAGCGGCUGCCAGAGUUCACCAGCUAGGGUGGGUGCUGGGCUGCUGGCGAAGGUGGGGAGCUGCGAUUCCAGCCAACUUUGUGAUGGGUGUCUCACCACCUAUCAAGUCAGCCCAAUGAUUUCAAGACAGCCCUGUAGAAAGUGCUGCUUUCCACCUGGGCCAAUUUCUGCCUCCCUGUAAUGUGUUCUCAGUGGUCUGGUCCAGGCAUCUGGAGACACGCACAGGUCUCGCUUUCCUUGGAACACUCAGGGCAGCGCUGUGCAUCUUCCUUCCGGGUGGGCUUGACCCAAAACAGCCCUGGCACCUGUGGCCUCUCGGCCCCUGGUGCCCUUGAACCUCCGCUCUCUGGGUUCCUACCACCUUCUCUCCAAAGCUGUGUCUGUACAAGUCCCUGACAUGCGAAGAAGCUCGGAGAGAGCUGCUGGACUGAGCCCCAGUCCCGACAAGGAAGCCUGGUUCUCGAGGCAGAACCUUUCGGACAGAUUGCUCCAGGUCCGAGAGAAGGGAGCCUUGGCCCCGCAGAGAAGACAGAAGGACCCCCAGCAGCGGAAGACCCAGCUGCUCCAGCGCUUGGUCGAGGAGCUGAAGGCAGAGUGGCCAGAGGCCCUGGACCAGCAAAUUCGAGGCCUGGGGCGGCUGUACUUAGCGCAUCUGUUGGGCUCGGGGGGCGAACGGGCCGAGGACCAUGAACCCGACUCAGAGGGCUCGGCCCAGCGAGGAGCAGCCAGGUUGCCCAGGGCCAAGGGGAAGCACAGAGUGGCCGCGCGGGAAGAGAAGGGACGCAGGGAGGAGCUGGCCCGGCGGCAACCCUGGUGCGCCACGUCCCGGAGGAGAGCAGUGGACCGAGAGAGGCAGAGGGCCUCCAGAGCCACGGGCCCAUGUCCCCCUUCCUUGAACCCCCCGGAGAGGAGUAAAGGAAAACGAGCGCCUUCCACGAAGACCGGCGGGGGCUGCCGUCACGGGACAGAUGUGAAGAAGCUCUUGGCUGCCACGGAGGGGAUCAAGCACCUGGAGGAACAGGAGAGUGACGCAGCCCGGGAGGGCAGGAGGCAGCUGGGGAAGCGGCCAGCUCGUCGUCAAGGCCCGAAAAACAACUGUCUGGAUCAGAGCCCCGAAGGCAAAACCGACCACCUGGAACAGCUGUGUCCAGUCGGCUUGACCCUCAGAAGGGGGGCCUCGCCGCCCGCGAAGCUUGGGAACAAGAGCAAGUGGCAGAGAGAGCUGGAAUUUGCCUUCGAAGAGUUGUUUGAUACCAACAGGAAGCUGAAAAAACACCUGACCUCGCAGCUGGAUCUCAAGCCCGGGGUGGAGCAGAGCCCUGGGGAAGACCAGGACUUCAAGGAGGAGACGCAAGCACGGAGAAGGGAGAGCCAGAGAGAGAAGGCGGAAGGAGACGCAGAGAUUCAUGUGGUGUCCGCCGGGGAGCCCACGAAUCCAGUGGGGAUGGAAGCCCACCUGACGCCGUCCAGAGCCAGCUUGCAAAAGUUUCUAAGCAAGCUCGAGAACCAGAAAUACCAUAGGAUGGCCAAGGGCGUGGUUAAGAGCGACAGUAUACUUGGGUGUCCCGAGGCAGGAACCUCUCUGGAUGAAAAGCACUGGCUCUUCUGCAGCCCCAGAUCCGGAUGGGAGCCGCCCCAACUGGAUGCGCUGGUGCAGGGCUCCCUUCAGCUUCACCCGCAAGAACAGGCAGACAGGGUUGGCUUGAUGGCGGCAAUGCAGAAGCAGAAAAUGCAGGUGGAGCAAAGAAGACUAAAGCAGCUGGACCUGCUCGAGCAAAUCGAACACCACAAGGUGAGUUUGGAGGCCGACCUCCAGACGGAGCUGAAAGACGGCAGGAGGGAACAGAGGCAAGCUCGUCGGGUUCAUCCAAAGCCUGACUCCCCUCCAGACCCGGAGAAGGAAGGCGGGUAUGACCGCAGCCCCACUUCCCCCUCGGCUGCCAUCAUCGACGAUGACAGGCACAGUCAGAUGAUCCGUGACAUUCAACAGCAGAUUCUAGAGCAAAACAAGUUGCACAAGCAGUUUCUUAAAGAAGCCAGGAAACGCUUGCUGGAGUUUCAGAAAAUAUGUUAAAAGUGAGAGUCCCACCCAUGGUAAAUACAUCACUGAUAACUGGG